Morchella sextelata is the source of this 849-nucleotide messenger RNA. RefSeq lists its product as uncharacterized. Bases 1 to 849 code for a protein of 282 amino acids. The record is from RefSeq and is a predicted model, not a curated record. Lineage: Eukaryota; Fungi; Ascomycota; Pezizomycetes; Pezizales; Morchellaceae. The transcript is spliced from 2 exons.
AUGGUCUCACUGGUUGUGUGGACAUUCUUCUACCAGGCCAUUAAAACAUCUCCGCCGGGACAGGAGCGAUUCCUUUUACAGGUGUUUCUGCAUAUUCUCUUGGAGUCUUUACGUGAUGACGAGUUGAUCAAGAUUCAAAAGGAGCCCAUGAGUGCGUUUGAUACGUUCAUCAAAUGUUCAAUGUCUGAUUCUCUUUGGACUGCUCUUGAGGAGGUACUUAUAAAGGCCGCAGAUCUUUAUCCCCGCCCAGGGCCAAACCAGAAGAAUGUAAAACCAAGUCUAAAGAUAAUAAUUGACCUUAGGCAGGACGAAAGUGGGUGGGAAGACAUAAUCGACAAACUUCGUGCAGUGAUCAAACGCCUGCGAUGGAAAUUCUCUGUCAUCAGAUUGCUUAUUACCAAACUACCAGAUAGAGUUGGCAUUCAGCUUCUACCACCUUCGGAAGUUUGUGUUACCUAUGAUCAGGAAAGACAAGCGUGCCUGGAGACACUCCAUUUCAAAAACCUCAGAUACGAUAAAAUCGCAGUACACCACAGUCAUACGCUUGCAUGGCUGUGGGAUUCUCCUGAAUACAAAUCCUGGAUUUCCUCAAGGCCCCCCGAUUCGGGACUUCUUUUUAUUGAAGGCAAGCCCGGUAGUGGGAAAAGUACGUUGGUGCGAUACUUUGCGGAUCAUUUCACUCCCCCGAGUGAAUCCAUCGUUCUGAAGUUCUUCUACAACACGCGGGAUGGUGAAUCCGAACGGGACCAUCGAAACAUGUUGAGAACAUUGCUAUACCAAUUACUGGGGGCAGACGAGUCGUUCUUCAUUCACUUUCAGUCCGUCUAUCGUCGGGGGUGGGGGAAGUAG